Messenger RNA from Drosophila santomea, 647 nucleotides. RefSeq lists its product as uncharacterized. The transcript has 3 exons. Gene Ontology annotation, biological process: positive regulation of voltage-gated potassium channel activity; sleep; regulation of synaptic transmission, cholinergic. Bases 91 to 522 code for a protein of 143 amino acids. Lineage: Eukaryota; Metazoa; Arthropoda; Insecta; Diptera; Drosophilidae. The record is from RefSeq and is a predicted model, not a curated record.
UCAGUUGUUCAGCGUCUGCCAAACGGUUUAAACCGAAAGUGAUUCGAAUAAAUUUUCUAAAUAUAUCAGAUUUUUAAAACCCCACCGAAUAUGCUGAAACAAGUGAUUAUCGUGCUCCUCAUCGCCUUGUGCAUGAUGCACAGUGCCUCGGCCAUCAAGUGCUAUCAGUGCAAAUCCCUCACGGAUCCCAACUGCGCCAAGGACAAGAUCGAUUCCACCUCUAACAUCCGCACCGUGGAUUGCGACAGUGUGCCCAAGCCGAACACCAUGGAGCAACUGCAGCCAGUGACCAGGUGCAACAAGGUGGUCACCAGCGACCGAGCUGGAACGAUCGUAUCCCGCGACUGCCACUUCGAGUCCAUCGGGCAGAAGGGCAACGAGUGCACGGUGACACACAGCCGGCAGGUGGAGAGCUGCUACACCUGCAAAGGUGACCUGUGCAACGCAUCCGGAGCAGGUCGCCUCCUGGCUAUCAGUGCCACUGCUCUCCUAGCGAUCCUCGCUCUCCACAUGAGCUUGUGAUCCGACUCCCAAUCCGAUCCAGACGUUCGUGUGAAAUAAGUGUGAAUAACAUACCUGUACAAAGCAGAAAUGUAUAUGUUAACUAUAAUAUUGAUCAAAAUAAAGUAAACUAAAAUUAAAAACUA